GGUGGUCCAUUAAUUCUGUUGUGACAUGUGAGUUUGUGAUCAGAUCACCACCACCAUAUCUUAAAUUUCAACUGUGCGUGCUUUGAAGAGAGAAAACAUUGAAUUGGAAAACCAAUUAAAGGAACAGUAUCAAGCACUUUUUUGAAUACCAUGCAGUUUAUUUGGACCCCAUAUGUCUACAUUUUCAGCAUCAUAUACAAGUUCAGAAUUUAGAACAGCACACAACAGAGAAGAAGAAGAUGGUGAGGACUCCUUGUUGUGAGAAGAUGGGAUUGAAGAAGGGGCCUUGGACACAAGAAGAAGAUCAGAUUUUGAUUUCUCAUAUUCAACAACAUGGCCAUGGAAACUGGCGUGCACUUCCAAAACAAGCUGGUUUGUUAAGGUGUGGUAAGAGUUGUAGGCUUCGUUGGAUAAAUUACUUAAGACCGGAUAUUAAAAGAGGGAAAUUCAGCAAUGAAGAAGUAGAGACAAUCCUUAAACUGCAUGGAAUUCUUGGAAACAGAUGGUCUACUAUUGCUGCAAGAUUGCCUGGAAGAACUGAUAAUGAAAUAAAGAAUUUUUGGCACACUCAUUUGAAGAGGAAUGAGAGAAGUACUACUAUCAAUAAUACCUCCACUUAUCCCUUGCAAGAGGCAGAAGCAGAUUCUGGUUCAGGGGCUUUAUUAGAUAUGCCACAGGAAGCUACUUCUAGUUCUAGUGUUACUGGGACAUUGUUGAUUGCAAAUGAUGGUUCAUCUUCAUGGAGAAACUCACCUGCUAAAGGUCUAGGAUUUCAUGGUAAUGGUACAGUCUCUUCUGAUAUUUCAGGAAAAACAAUGGGCAGUAAUGCUCAUAGUGAGAUUGGUGAAGAAAUGGAAUUUUGGUGUAAUCUAUUCACCAGCAGUCAUCACGACAAGGGCAUGGAAAUAUAAUACUGAUUCCAUGAUAUAUAGUUAAGAUUAAUUACA
Lotus japonicus is the source of this 947-nucleotide messenger RNA. Its product is annotated as transcription factor MYB4-like. The record is from RefSeq and is a predicted model, not a curated record. The coding region runs from base 240 to 911 and encodes 223 amino acids. The transcript has 3 exons. Lineage: Eukaryota; Viridiplantae; Streptophyta; Magnoliopsida; Fabales; Fabaceae.